Suillus subalutaceus is the source of this 707-nucleotide messenger RNA. RefSeq lists its product as uncharacterized. Lineage: Eukaryota; Fungi; Basidiomycota; Agaricomycetes; Boletales; Suillaceae. The transcript has a single exon. The record is from RefSeq and is a predicted model, not a curated record. The coding region runs from base 127 to 519 and encodes 130 amino acids.
CAGGGAGACCAAGUGUCAUACGGAAUUUCUUUCCAGAAGAGCCAACUGAAAUUAGGGAAUGAGAUGUGAGCCAUACAUGUACAUGGGAGAGCUACCGCGAUCUUUCGCCAUUGUGUAGGUUGCUCGAUGCUUGCUGGAUCUUGCGUGACCGCGACCACCUGGGUAUGCUCACUCACCAAAGUUUCAAACUGUACAGUUACACCGGAACUUUCCGGACGGACACACUGUCGUCUAUUCGUACCUCUACGCCAGUAUGAUGCCACGCCUCCUGCAGUGUGCACUCCUCAUGCCUGCGUCCAGCCUCGCAAGCUGCGCUGCUGGCCGCAUACGUGGGCUGUGGAGACAAACGAAAUCGUGAAAGACGAAUAUCUGACCCCCAGAAAAGGGUUUCAGAAUGGUCUUCCUCAAAUCCUAACUCAGCGACACAGUCAUAUUGUCAUAUAUACCCUGUGGCUUAUGUCCUUUUUGACAGUGUGUUGUUAUAUUCACCGACGUACGAAUAUGAUACCAUGGUUGUAAGCGUCAUGUUUUAUUUGGUAGUUCGCACUUGUUGGAGUUGUCUCUCACAGUCGAGAUACACUAGUGACAGAUCCUUAGGGCAGCGCCAGCUAUAUAUACAAGGCCACGCUAUGUAGCAGUGAUUCAUAACGAUGGUUCUGCUUGGCACAUCCAGUUAUAAUCGAUCCAUCCCGAAAUUACGUGCAGCG